AAUACUUAGGCCUAUUAUAUUACCAUCACUUUAUUUUAUUGAUAUAGUUGUUAUUACCAUAAUAUUAUUUUCAUCAUCAUUAAUAUUAUCACUCUCACUAUUGAAAAUUUUAAAGAGCUAGGGCCUGGCCUGCCUGUUGUUUGUCUAGUUUUUACAUUAAUUAGCCCCUGAAUUUAUAUUUACCGCGUUACUACACUGGCAACCAGGAUAAACAAAAUGGCAACACUAGCUCAGCCAACAAUGCACUCUUUGUUGUGACAGACCUCUGUGUGUUCAUACAUCGAAAAGAAAGCACAGUUAUUUUCAUCUUUUACUUACUGAAAAGCCAAUCACAAUUCAAAACUGGCAGGAAGAACGUCCAAAAUGUCUGGUAGCGUCUCUGUGGUGGCGUUUGAGGGGGAGUUGAAUGCCAUCGUCAAAGAGUAUUUAGACUUCAGUGGCUUUGACAGAACUUUGUCAACUUUUAUGGAAGAAUGUAAUGCAAAAGACAAGCCCAUCGCACCCCAGGAGACUCCAGCUUUUGGCAAUGAAAAGCUCAUGCUUGUUCAGAAUCAAAUGAUGGAGUUCUACCAUGAAGGCAAAGGUGAUCUUUUUCUCAAGCUGUGGAAUGAGUACCUGCCCACAAGCGUCAGAGAUUCAGACAGCGUAGCGCAAAAACUGGAGUUUUAUGUGAACAUUUACUUCGCUAUAUAUCCUGUCAAGUACAGCCAACCGCCGCCAGCCACAGAGGAGGCGAUGGGAAACUUCAAGAAGUUCAUUGAGAACAGAGGAUCGUCUCUGAGCCAAACAACAGAGUUCUUGCCCUUUUACGCACUUCCUUUUGUUCCAAACCCGAAGACGCACCCAUCUUACCGGGAACUGUUUGCUGAAUCUUGGAGCACCGAUCUGAAAACAAGAGUGGAAAAAUUCCUCACGCUUGCCCUCAAGUCCACACCACAGCCCAAGCUGUUUGAGAUUUACAGAGGUUCUGGCGCUGAAGGAAAAAAUCUGAAGCAACAGCUGCUAAUCAUGAACCAACAGGUGGCAGAGGCGGAGAGGAAAGCGUCCACCUAUGUCAAGAGACACUCAAAAGUGCAGACGGAUUAUCACAAUCUCAUCGGUAUAACAGCAGACCUGGUGGAUGCUCUGGAAGCGACGGUUCAAGGCAGACCAAUAGAUAUGAUUACACCAGAGUACCUACAACAGCUGUGUAACCGGCUCUUCACCUCCCACAUGAGGACCUCGGUGGAUCUGACGAGGCCAGGCACAGCAGGAGAAGCCCUGAGAGCGUCCGCAAUGCCCCCUCCUGUUCUGCCCCUGGCAGAGCCAGAAGAGACGUACCCACCACUGGACUUCAUACAGGUCAAAGCUCAGAUUACAGAUGCUCUGGACAGGAAGAAGGCACUGGUUCUUCAAGCUCUGAGAUGGAGGUUGACCCACACACGUGCCGUACAGAGAGACCAGAUCCUCAGUGCUUACAUACAGAACGACAUUCUUGGAUGUACCAACUCCGGACCCUACAGGGACACCAUCAUGAGUUUGCUGCUGCAGAGCUCGGAUGUGGUCAAGCAGUACCUAGCUCGUCUGUACAACGCUUGUGCCUCCAUGUGUGCUGGUCGUGGGUACUUAUCAGCAAACCCAGACUUGCUUCCAGCCUUGAUGGACAUCUUACGUGGGGAUGAGAAAGACCACAUCGCUCAGGAGAUGGUGCUGGGAGCCCUGCAGAAACUUAGCCUCAGACGUCAACUUCAGUCUGCUAUGAUUGAGCGAGGUGUGAUUGAGUGGCUGGUGGGUGUUCUGGAAGACAACGACUCUCUCUCCGACUACACGCUAGAAUAUUCUGUGGCCCUCCUCAUGAAUCUCUGCCUCAGGACUGCUGGCAAAAAAAAAUGUAUUGGGAAUUCUCACCAAACUCUCAAAGUACUGAGCGACCUCUUGGGUCACGACAACACUGAGAUUCGUCCCUAUGUCAAUGGAGCAUUGUACAGCAUCCUGGCUAUCCCGUCGAUUAGAGAAGACGCCAAGGCCAUGGGCAUGGAGGAAAUCCUAAGAUGCUUCCUUAAAGAUGACCAGCCUGAUAUGAACCGACAGAUUGAGUUUAUCAUCAAACAGCUCAACUCAAGUAAGAUUUGUGCAGCACAGUCUAAGUGA
Molecule: messenger RNA, 2130 nt
Organism: Aplysia californica (California sea hare)
Lineage: Eukaryota; Metazoa; Mollusca; Gastropoda; Aplysiida; Aplysiidae
Product: lisH domain-containing protein ARMC9
Exons: 20
Coding region: 364-2130 (588 amino acids)
Biological process (GO): cilium assembly
Cellular component (GO): ciliary basal body; centriole; ciliary tip
Molecular function (GO): protein binding
Source: RefSeq, a predicted model, not a curated record